Messenger RNA from Paramecium pentaurelia, 1912 nucleotides. NCBI's taxonomy places the organism in Eukaryota, Ciliophora, Oligohymenophorea, Peniculida, Parameciidae. The record is from the annotation of a GenBank genome assembly.
AUGACUCAUCCAAUAGUAAAUAUGAUAUAAACUUAGGGUUAAAAAUGUAAAAACAUAUGCCAUGCUAUAGACUUAUAUGGUGUAAAUCCAAAUUUAUUGAUUUUUGGUAAUCAAAAGUAUUCAAGUCUUCUUGGAAGUCUCCUUACAAUAAUUGCUUCAGCAUUGACUUUUGGAUACUUAUUGUAAUAGGUCUAAGAAUUAGUUUAGAAGUAGCUACCUUAAACAAUUUUAUCAGAACACUUAGUAACAGAAACUUCUGUAUGUAUAUAUAAUAAAAUAUAGCCAUUUGCAUUUGAAAAUCAUAAUUUUACACUAACAAUAUCUGUUGCUAAUAUGGAAUAGAAUCCUUUGAAGACUAUUGAUAAAUAUUUUACUAUUAAAGUUGAAAAUUGUAUAAGAACAAGAUAAUUUAAUACUACAACAAAUAAAAUUGAUGUUGUUAAUACGUAUGUUUAAAAGUUAUAAAACUAGAUGUAUUACUUAUCCAACGGAAGCUUGCACACCUGACCAUUUUAUUACGGAUCUCUAAAAAGAAUAUUUUAGUAAAAUAAGAUUAGGGACUGUAUAAUGUAUUAAAAAGGAUUUUUUAGAAAAUAAACCCCCUGUAAUGAUAUAUCAGAUAUGUAGGUACUAUAAGGGAUUGUUUCAGGAAAUAUCUACUCCUACAUUACUAUUAAAUUUUCAGCAUGUAAGAAUAGUACAGAGAAACAUGAUUGUGCUUCAAGAGAUGAGAUUAAUUAAGAGUUAAUUAAUGGUUAUUAUGUAGUUCAUAUGAGUGAUUCUUUGAUUUAAAUGAGUAAUCCUAAAAGCAUUCAAUAAAAUUUCAUAAAAAUGCAAUUUACAUAAUUCUCAAUUACAUCAUCUAAAACUAUAUACUAAGGAUUUAGGAUUAUUUAAUCAAUGACUGAUGAUGGAGUAUUGACUAAUAAUGUUGUAGAAGAUUCAUUUUUGGUUUAAUAGUAUUAUUAAGAAUCAAAUUCAGGCUAUAAUGAAGAUUAUUUAAUCUUUCAUAGUCUGAUACUUGAUAAUAAAUAUACAAAUUAUUAAAGAUCCUACAUUAAAUUAUUGACUAUCUUAAGUAAGAUUGGAGGUUUAUGGUAAUUAAUAUUUAUAACCUUUGGGAUUAUAUCUAAACCAUUUAUUUUAACUGAAAUGAAAAUCAAUUUAGCAAAUAAAUUAUUUAGAUUUUAGUAAGAGGAAAAUGAUCUUACUUAAAGUAUAAAGAAAGAGGGUAGUAUGAAAUAGAAUUUAGAAAAAUAUUUGUAAAAAUCAUAAUAACAAUUGCCAAAUACAAUAUCAAAUAUUCUACUAUUUUUAUUUGGAUGCAACAAGGCAAAAAUAAAAUAAUUGAAUUAAGCAAAUAAGAAAAUUUAAGAAAAUUUAGAUAUAGUUGAAAUAAUGAGAAGAUUUUAGGAAUUUGAUAAUUUCAAAUAAAUAAUUUUGACAGUUAAUUAGAGAAUUUUAUUUGAUCUUAUUCCGAUACCAUUAAUAACUAGUUUUCAUUAAAAUCAAAUUGAUUCAGAUUAAUUCAAAAGUAAUAAGAUAGAUUAAUAUAGAUUAACAUCAUUCAAAAGAUAAUUUUGAAAGAUUUGUUGAAGCUUAUAAAUCAUUUUUUUUAAUUCGUGAUAUGACUGAGAUCCCUGAAAAUAUUGGAUAAAAAUUAAUUAAAUUUUUAGAUUAAGACAUGAUUAAACUAUUUUAUGAAUAUCAUUUAGAUUCUGAAUAAAGAUAGGUAUUCUAAUUAUAAUCAGAAGAGAGAAAAUCUAAAAUUAUAGUUGAUAGAAAUUAUCUAGAUUCUGAGUCAAAAUUAAGUCUCUCUCCAUGUAAUUCAAAGAGUUAAGAAGUUCAAGCUGUUAAAAUUUUUCUUAAUAAUUAAUAAAUUAAAAGAAAAUUUGAAAAUUUAUAAGUUUGA